Neohortaea acidophila is the source of this 1607-nucleotide messenger RNA. Its product is annotated as mannitol dehydrogenase C-terminal domain-containing protein. Gene Ontology annotation, cellular component: cytosol. The coding region runs from base 274 to 1452 and encodes 392 amino acids. The record is from RefSeq and is a predicted model, not a curated record. Gene Ontology annotation, biological process: mannitol catabolic process. The transcript has 3 exons. Lineage: Eukaryota; Fungi; Ascomycota; Dothideomycetes; Mycosphaerellales; Teratosphaeriaceae. Gene Ontology annotation, molecular function: mannitol-1-phosphate 5-dehydrogenase activity.
CUUCCUGCUUUCCAUCACUUUCUUGCGGUGUUUGCUCGUGGCGAUCCUCUACAAAUUUUCUCCACACACUCCUCCACACAUUCAACAAACCACUCUUGACAACCACUUCUCUUCUUUCACUCACCUUCCUACACUCCCAGUUCAAGACUGCUUCCACCUUCUCGACAGAGAACAGACCAGCAGAGCCCCAUUUGCUUCGACGUCACUUUACCUUUCAGGGUACUCCACAAACAAGACCAAUACCCAACUCUAUACUCUUCACUCACACCCACAAUGGCACCCAAAUCCGGAAAGAAGGCCAUUCACUUCGGCGGUGGCAACAUCGGUCGUGGCUUCGUUGCCGAAUUCUUGCACAACUCCGGCUUCGAGGUCGUCUUCGUUGACGUCGUCGACAAGCUCAUCGAGACCCUCCAGAACACCCCCUCCUACGAGGUCACCGAGAUUGGCCCGGAAGGCGAGACCAAGUUCACCAUCGACAACUUCCGUGCCAUCAACAGCAAACAUGAGAUGCCCAAGGUCGUCGAGGAGAUUGCCACUGCAGACGUCGUUACCUGUGCCGUCGGCCCCAACAUCCUCAAGUUCAUCGCCGAGCCCAUCGCCAAGGGCAUCGAGGCUCGCAAGGAGGAGAAGCCGAUUGCCGUCAUUGCCUGCGAGAACGCCAUCGGUGCCACCGACACCCUGCGUGGCUUCAUCGAGGAGAAGCUGUCGGAGGAGACAAAGAAGAACAUCAAGUCCAAGGCCCGCUUCGCCAACUCGGCUAUCGACCGUAUUGUGCCCAUCCAAGACGAGGGCCAGGGCAUGAAUGUCAAGAUCGAGAAGUUCUACGAGUGGUGCGUCGAGGAGAAGCCCUUCGAGCACGACCCCCCUCACAUCAAGGGCGUGCACUUCGUCGGCGACCUGCAGCCAUACAUCGAGCGCAAGCUCUUCACCGUCAACACCGGCCACGCCACUGCUGCCUACUACGGCUACAACCGCGGCAAGAAGUUCAUCCACGAGGUGCUCGAAGACAAGGAGCUCCACGACAUCGUGCAGGAGACGCUCAAGGAGACGGCCCACCUCAUCACCAAGAAGCACUCCCACAUCAGCAAGAAGGAGCAGGAGGAGUAUGUGCAGGCCAUCGUCAAGCGUAUCUCCAACCCCGUUCUCAAAGACAACGUCGAGCGUGUCGGCCGUGCUCCUCUCCGCAAGCUCUCGCGUAAGGAGCGCUUCAUCGCCCCCGCCGCCCACCUUGCGGAGAAGGGUGACAAGAUCGACCACCUGCUCGGCGGCAUCGAGAUGGCCCUGCGCUUCCAGAACGUCGAGGGUGACGAAGAGUCGGCGGAGCUGGCGAAGAAGCUCAAGUCGCAGGAUGCCAAAGCAGCCACCAAGGACAUCACCGGUCUGGAGGAGGACCACCCACUCUUCAGCAAGGUCGAGGAGGUUGUGGCCAAGGUUCAAAAAGACACCAAGUAGAAUUAUGAGCCCAAUGGCUGCCCUUACGACGGGUACAUGAAGUGAUGGAGAUGCUGCGGCUGAUGCGGCGGUGAUCGAUGCCUCGAGUAUCUUACAUGAUGUGCAUGGACAUUAUUUGGCAUGGAUACCAGGGUGUUACUUUUCCACACGAGCCA